Molecule: messenger RNA, 3486 nt
Organism: Cuscuta epithymum
Lineage: Eukaryota; Viridiplantae; Streptophyta; Magnoliopsida; Solanales; Convolvulaceae
Source: the annotation of a GenBank genome assembly
UUGGGGGAAAACUUAAAGUUUUCAUAAUAUAUAUUCUUUCGUCUCGAGAGAAACACGAGGCGUGGGUGGUUAGGGCUACUACUACUUUUGGUGAAAUUUAUUUGGGUCGGUAACCAGUCCGGCAAUGACAUACUCCGGUAGACAUCCCGGGCUUUUAUUUGAGGAUCAAAGAUCCUUUGGUGGUCGUAGUAGUAGUUACCUAAUUUACCCUUGGACAAUGUCCCUUGUGAGUAGGUGGUAGAAAACAUCCUGCCUACUUGGGUUUCUUACUACUCGGAGGGCUUGGAAUCCCUUUUAGAGGGUCAGAGUGCACCCACCUACACAGCAACAAGAAGGGAGGAGGAGGAGAGAUGACCAAGGUGGAAGAAAUUUCCACGGUCAAAACCAACAAAAUGAUCGAAGAGUUUCUCCCAGAGAUAGACACUUCUACUGCAAGAGGUGCGGGAGAGAUCAUCCCGGUGUUAAUUGCGAUGGAAGCCUGACAAAAUGUUUCAAUUGUGGGAAGCUAGGGCACCGAACCUUCGAGUGUCUCUCAAAGACCAAUGGGGCACCAGUGCACCAGGUGCAAUACCGUGAUGGAGGAAGGCCAGAUAUGAACCAAGCUGGGCCAAAUGGAGGACAAAAUAACAACAACAAUGCCGCCUCCAACAACAACAACCGCAACCCUCGAGGAGGAGGGGGAGAAUAAUCGUGGCAAUGGCAAUGGCGGGAACAAUGGCAACGGCGGGAAACAACGGCAACCGUCCGAACCAAGGGCGAAUCAUGGUGAUGAAUCAGGCCCAAGCCAAUGCUAAUGAUGUGGUUUCAGGUACAUUCCUUGUAAAUUCUGAGCCUGCUUAUGUUCUAUUUGAUUCUGGUGCUUCUCACAGUUUCAUAUCUUCUAGUUUCGUUAAGAAAUUGAAGAUUGAACCAACGGCUAGAAUAGACUUGAAUGUAAGAACUGCCUCAGAUAAAUUCGUAACUUGUGGAAAUGUAUACUCCAACAUUUCCAUACUCAUAUCCGAAUCCAACCUACCUGGAGAUUUAAUCCAAUUUGACUUAAAAGAUAUAGACAUAGUGCUGGGCAUGGAUUGGUUGGGGAAAUACAAAGUCAGGAUCCUCUGUGAUGAACAGAAGGUGAUCUUGAAGGGUCCAAAUGGGAAGCGAAUAUCUUACAAAGCAAUCACAUCCAAGCCUAGUAUGAGGCUGAUGACUAUGCAACAAUUAAGGCGACAUAUCCGAAAGGGGUAUGAAACAUACAUGUGCUUUAUGAAAGAGGUGAAUACAGGGGAGCCAAACAUUUACCAAAUUGCCGUAGUAAAUGAAUUUCCGGAUGUAUUUCCGGAAGAGAUUCCAGGGAUGCCACCCGAGAGAGAAGUUGAAUUCUCAAUUGAGCUGAUGCCCGGAACCGCGCCAAUUUCAAAAGCACCUUACCGGAUGGCACCGAAAGAAAUGCAGGAGCUGAAGGAACAACUAGAGGAGUUGUUAGAGAAGGGGUACAUAAGACCGAGUGUCUCACCUUGGGGCGCUCCGGUCUUAUUUGUCAAAAAGAAAGAUGGGAGUCUAAGGCUAUGCAUCGAUUACCGAGAGUUGAAUCAAGCAACUAUCAAGAACAAGUAUCCAUUGCCCCGAAUUGACGACUUGUUUGAUCAAUUGAAGGGGGCUAGCACAUUCUCUAAGAUAGACUUGCGCUCUGGAUAUCAUCAAGUGAGAAUAUCCGAAAAAGAUGUACCAAAAACAGCAUUCCGCACGAGGUAUGGACACUACGAGUUCAUUGUGAUGCCGUUUGGUUUAACAAAUGCACCGGCGGUAUUCAUGGACUUAAUGAACCGUGUAUUCCGACCUUAUCUUGAUACAUUUGUGGUGGUAUUCAUCGAUGAUAUUCUUGUGUAUUCAAAAACCCCGGAGGAUCACGAGAAACACUUGAGACUCACGUUACAAACUUUGAGAGAGAACCAGUUGUAUGCCAAACUCUCAAAGUGUGACUUCUGGCAGGAUCGGGUAGCGUUCUUGGGUCACAUCAUCACCCAGGAAGGCGUAUCCGUAGAUCCAUCGAAGAUUGAAGCGGUGGUUGAAUGGCGUGCACCUACCUCGGUCACAGAGGUAAGAAGUUUCUUGGGUCUAGCGGGAUACUAUAGGAGAUUUGUUAAAGAUUUCUCCAAGAUAGCAAGACCGCUAACCAAUCUGACAAAGAAGACAACCAAGUUCCAAUGGAAUGAAGAUUGUGAAGCAGCAUUCCAAGAGUUGAAGAAAAGACUCACAACUGCACCGGUCUUGACACUACCGUCAGGGACGGAGGGAUUUGAUAUCUAUAGUGAUGCAUCCAAAAAGGGGUUGGGGGUGUGUGCUAAUGCAAAAUAGGAAAGUGGUGGCUUAUGCAUCAAGACAACUAAAGGUGCAUGAAGUCAAUUAUCCUACCCAUGACCUGGAGUUAGCUGCAGUAGUGUUUGCUUUGAAAAUCUGGAGACAUUACCUAUACGGAGCACAUUGUAAGAUAUACACUGACCACAAAAGCUUGAAGUACAUAUUCACUCAAAAAGAGCUUAACAUGAGGCAAAGAAGAUGGCUCGAGCUUAUCAAUGAUUACGAUCUAGAAAUCCAAUACCACGAGGGAAAAGCUAACGUGGUGGCGGAUGCUUUGAGCCGGAAAUCUGAGCACUCAUGCCGAGCAACAUGGAUAUUACCAGAAGAACUAUUCCGAGACUUCCAAAGAUUGAGCUUGGAAGUAAAGCAAUAUGGCGAAGUAGAUGGUGAAAUACAGUUAUGUACUAUGACUGUUAUACCAUCUAUCUUUGACGAAAUCAAGAACGGACAACCGGGAGAUGUAAAGCUCGAAAGAAUCAAGGUAGGAAUGAAAGAUGGCGUCAACGGACCAUUUAAGGUACAUGAAGAUGGGAGCAUCCGAUACAAGGGAAGGUGGUGUGUUCCACUGAAGUGUACAGAUAUUAAAAAACAAAUCAUGGAGGAGGGACACAACACGCCCUACUCGGUACAUCCCGGGGGAGACAAACUAUACAAAGACCUCAAAAAGAACUUUUGGUGGCCGGGAAUGAAGAAAGAAGUAGCUGAAUUUGUAUCCCGAUGUUUGAACUGCCAAAAAGUCAAAGCGGAGAGAUGCAAACCCAAGGGACUCGUGCAACCCUUGGAAGUACCAACAUGGAAAUGGGAUUCAAUCUCAAUGGACUUUGUCGGGGGUUUACCUUUAACAAAGUCCGGGAAAGAUAAAAUUUGGGUGGUAGUGGAUAGAUUGACCAAAACUGCAAGGUUCAUUCCUAUGAAUGAAACCUGGAGCAUGGAGAAACUGGCAAAAGCCUAUGUCAAACACGUGGUCAAACACCACGGAGUACCUCAAGACAUCGUAUCAGACCGAGAUUCACGAUUCUUAUCCCAAUUUUGGAAAGAAUUACAAACGGCUAUGGGAACAAAAUUGAAGUUAAGUACUGCUUUCCAUCCAACCACGGACGGACAGACCGAAAGAACAAUCCAAACAUUAGAAGACAUGUUGAG